AUGAAGGACAAGCUAGAAGUUAGCCAGCCCAUCUGCCAGGCGGCCUAUCAGAAUGACCUGGGUCAAGUGUGGCGGUGGGUGAGGGAAGACGGCAACUAUGUCAACAUCCAAGACAGCUUUAAUGGAGACACCCCCUUGAUCUGCGCUUGCAGGCGGGGGCACAUGAGAAUUGUUUCCUUCCUUCUGAGAAGAAAUGCUGAUGUGAAUCUCAAAAACCAGAAACAGAGAACCUGCUUGCAUUAUGCCGUGAAGAAAAGAUUUACCUUCUUUGAUUAUCUACUCAUUAUCCUCUUAAUGCCUGUCCUGCUUAUUGGGUACUUCCUCAUGGUGUCAAAGACGAAGCAGAAUGAGGCUCUUGUACGGAAGCUGCUUAAUGCUGGUGUCGAAGUUAAUGCCACAGACUGUUAUGGCUGCACUGCGCUACACUAUGCCUGUGAAAUGAAGAACCAGACUCUCAUUCCUCUGCUCCUUGAAGCCCAUGCAAACCCCAUGAUAAAGAAUAAGCAUGGUGAGACUUCCCUGGAUAUUGCACAGAGAUUAAAAUUUUCCCAGAUUGAAUUAAUGCUAAGGAAAGCAUCAUAA
This is a messenger RNA of Budorcas taxicolor (takin), 582 nucleotides long. It is a transcript of the gene ANKRD22, whose product is annotated as ankyrin repeat domain 22. Gene Ontology annotation, molecular function: protein binding. Lineage: Eukaryota; Metazoa; Chordata; Mammalia; Artiodactyla; Bovidae. The transcript has 6 exons. The record is from RefSeq and is a predicted model, not a curated record. The coding region runs from base 1 to 582 and encodes 193 amino acids.